This is a messenger RNA of Cylas formicarius (sweet potato weevil), 3364 nucleotides long. Its product is annotated as dyslexia-associated protein KIAA0319 homolog. NCBI's taxonomy places the organism in Eukaryota, Metazoa, Arthropoda, Insecta, Coleoptera, Brentidae. The record is from RefSeq and is a predicted model, not a curated record. The coding region runs from base 144 to 3089 and encodes 981 amino acids. Gene Ontology annotation, cellular component: plasma membrane; cytoplasmic vesicle. The transcript is spliced from 11 exons.
UAAAAAUUGUCAGUUGUGAAGGUCGUUGAUAUCGUGAAAUGCUGAAUUUGAUAAAAAUGAGAAUGAUUUCACGCACAAUAGGAGUUUAAUUCAAUACUGGAACGCAUUUCAUGCAAUAUUGAUUUCCGGUCGGACCUUGAUAUAUGUGUUUAGCUCGAAAAAUGGUAAACCUGUUUAAAAUGAAAUCCUUAUUUUUCAUUUAUUUUCUACUUUGCUGUUUUACACACGGAAAAUCGUACCGUACGUCCAUCAAGACUGAGUGCCCCCGAUUAUUCGAGCACACUUUUAAAGGUUAUGUGCCCAAAGGUAAUACGAGUGCGGGCUACUUCGAAGAAAUAAAAGGCGUGACUUCUUUGGUACCCUGCGUCUUAAAAUGUUGCACAAAAAACGCGUGCAACGUUGCUUUUCUAAGUGAUGAGACGUGUUAUCAUAUAAUGUGCACCAGUAAUGAGUUAUGUAUUCCAACUAAGAACCUAAACCUUGCAACUGUAGACCACGUACUAAUGGUUCUUGUUAAACCAACUGACGACGAUACUUGGGAAGAUGUUCUUGCUAGAGAAGAGUUCUCAACAUCUGAGCUAGAUAGGGAAAUGUACAACAUGCUGAAUGAUAGGGAUCGAUUUGAAAAUACUUACAAAAUGUUAGAAAAAGAUUUUCUUAAUCAGGAUGCAGAUGAAGAGUGUCAAGUGGGAGUGGAUAACUCAUGCCCAUUCCCUAAUGAGAUUUGUGUGGGAAAACGCGAGAGGUCCAGAACUGGCUUCUGCGAGUGCAAGCCAGGUUUUGUUCGUGGUGAUGAGGGCAUCUGUGCCACCAUAGAAUUGUCAGACGUCAACCUGAAUGGCUUGCCGGAUAUUAUAACUGAGAAGAUCCUGGAUCUUUCAACAAAUAAAUCCGCUCCAGUAACUCGAAAGCAUAUAAGCAUUGUUGUAGAGUCAAAAACAGUUAGGUUACCUGAGAAUGAAGUUACAUUAACAGUAAAUACUGUGCCGGCAGAGGAUCCAAAUGACAAAUAUCAGUAUGAAUGGACUUCGUUGUACCAGCCAGAGGCUAGUACUGCUGUAAAACAUCAAAAUGGGGCUCAGUUGCAUUUGGAGAAGUUAAUGGAAGGCGUUUAUGGGUUUAAGGUUAGCGUGUCAACACCAUCAGCCUAUGGCGAAUCUUUUGUUAACGUCACCGUGUUGCCCGAGGCCCGUAUAAACAAACCUCCGACGAUCGUUAUAACUCCCGCAAAUCAAACUAUUAAACAGCCGAAUGCUGCCGCGGUUUUGGACGCAUCGUCCUCCACUGAUGACGACGGCAUCACUUCUUGGCAUUGGGAAUUGCAACAGGGUCCUUUAGGUUAUGAACCUGAACUGAAAGAUAGUCCCACUUUGCAACUAAACGAUUUAACCAAGCCUGGUAAUUAUACUUUUAAACUAACUGUGACAGAUACGGACAAGGUUACCAGUAGCGGUACCGCUAAUAUUACCGUACUCGCUGGUACUGACUAUCCCCCCGAAGCUAAUGCAGGGGAAGACACUAUAAUUUAUUUACCUCAUAACAACAUAACCUUAAACGGCAGCAUGAGUACAGAUGAUCACGCUAUAGUUACUUGGGAAUGGACCAAGUCUGCAGACGACGCGCAAAAAGCUGUGGAUAUGCAGGAUACUCGUACGCCGUUCCUGCAUCUGUCCAAUCUCCAGGAAGGGAUGUAUACGUUUGCACUGAAGGUUACCGAUAGUGCCAAUCAAUCUAGCACAGCUCAAGUACACGUUUACGUUAAACCGCCAACGAACAAACCCCCAAUAGCCAACGCGGGCGAGAACAUAACCCUUAGUUUACCUCAAACGUGGGCGGUGCUAAACGCAUCGAAAAGCACCGACGACAACCAAAUUAUGUCAUUCAGAUGGGAACAAGUGGAAGGUCCUUCGACCGUUACCUUCGUAAGCGGCAAUGCGAGCACGACCAACGUGACGGGUCUGACUAAAGGGCUGUACACAUUUAAAGUCAGCGUCACCGACGACAACAACAACGUAGCGAGCGACAUGGUUCAUGUUACCGUCAAUCAGAACAAAAAUCAGAAGCCUACAGCGAAUGCAGGGCCGGACUUGAUACUUGAGUUGCCCGCAAACGCUGUGAUAAUAAACGGGUCCCAAUCGAAAGACGAUUGGGCCAUAGUGCGAUGGAAAUGGACGCGCGAGGACAAAUCCUUGGCGAUCGGGAACGUGGUCGAAGGCACGGACGUGUCGCCCAUACUUAUCUUAACUGACGUGUCCGUCGGCACUUAUGUUUUUAAUCUAACCGUUUUCGACGAGCAGGGGCUAAGCGAUACCGACACGGUAACGGUGAUUGUAAAAAACGAUCCCAAGCUGUUCUAUUUGGUCGAGAUUACCAUCAACGUGGACGCGAAGUUCCUGACGGAAGCGCAGUAUAACAAUUUAAGAGGCAAACUGGCCCUGUUGGUUACUGAGGGCUCCAAAUUACAGGUUAGAAACGUCAGAGCGGAAGAUGGGACCGGGAAAGCCAAGAUAACCUUUUACCUGGAAUCGUCCGACGGUUUGCCCGUUUCCGCCAACGAAGUUGUCAGACAUCUUCGUCAAAAGCUGAAAAUCGACGCCAGCCUCUUGGGAUUUUCCAUAGCCAAACUGCAGACCGCCAUCUGUCAAAAUAACUGUUCCGGCCACGGCGUCUGCGACGAACUUACAAGGGUCUGCACGUGCGAGGCCUUCUGGAUGCAUGAUUUGUUUAAAGUGUAUCUUGAGACGGGCGACGAUUCGGACUGCAGCUGGAGCAUAUUGUACGUCGUGCUGGGUCUGGUAUGUGGCGUCUUGACGUUUUUCGGUUCCAUAUGGGGCGUGGCCUACCUGUGUUACCGUUGGUGCCGUAGGAGGCACGACACUAUCAAACCAACCAAUUACAAAUUAAUCGAAGACACUGAUGACCUCCCUCCAUUUUCCUCUAGAAAAAGCAAUUUGUCUGAUAGCGAUACAGAUUCGGAUGUAGUCUUUGAAACCAGGUCGAAGCAGUCGCGUUUUCCGGAGUCAAGGAAUGGCCACAAGGCCGGUCGGAAUGGUUUCUCAAAGUUGGGAAGUCGCAGAGUGAAAACGUAAAAACCCUCGCCCCCAAACUAACCACCUAACACACAGACUAAAUUGGAUGUAGUAAAGUUUGUGCCACCGUUCCAGUGAAAAAACACCUAAAUGUGAUUGCAACGUUACACGAAAUACUAUAUUUAUAUUUGUACAUAUUUUAGAUACAUAAUUAAUGUGAUCUAUGUAAUUUGUAGAGGAUUUUGUACUGGUCGGCUUCAUAGUUGGCCUACCCGUGAGGUUAGGUCCGUCUAGUCAAGGUUAUGUUGAUCUAUUAAAACAGUAUUUGAACCGCU